Messenger RNA from Solanum verrucosum, 699 nucleotides. RefSeq lists its product as uncharacterized. The record is from RefSeq and is a predicted model, not a curated record. Bases 1 to 657 code for a protein of 218 amino acids. Lineage: Eukaryota; Viridiplantae; Streptophyta; Magnoliopsida; Solanales; Solanaceae. The transcript has a single exon.
AUGGUGGUAGCAUUAGGUCCCGGAAAGUUCUACGGCAGCAGCUUACCAAGGCCGCGGUUUUACGAAAACCCAAAUGGAGAACGGGUCGAUCCACCAGUAUCUGUUUUGGAUCCGUUUUUGUCAUGGGCUGAGGAAGCUCAUUGGUCAAUGGGGGGUUUGAGCUUCAAACGCCUCCGUCUUCAGGGACGGAUCGAAGGUAACAUCAAGAAACUCAGAGCUGAGUGUGAGAAGAUCGAGAAGAAAUCGGUGGGUGAGAAGAAGAAGUCGGUGAAAAAGGGUUCGUUGUCGUCACCGGUGGUUCAUGUAAGUCCGUCUCCUCCUCCUGCUCCAUUGAAUUUGAAGAGGAAAAUGCGGUUGGUUGAUGAAUCUGAUGAUGAAAAUGAAGAAAUGGGGGUUGAUGGGAGAGUAGAAAAAAGGGGUUUAGCGAGGAAAUUGGAUGAUGAUUUUGAUAAAGUUGCUGAGAAGAGUGAUGGGGUAGUGAUGGGGAGAACAAGGAGUGGGAGAAAUAAAGAGGCUGUAGUUGAGAAAAUUGUGAAAUUGAAACCCAAAGGUAGGAAAUUGAAGAAGGGGUUGAAGGGAUCUGAGAAGAAGAGUGUAUCAGUGACACCAAAUGCAGCAAGAACUUCACCGAGAUUGUCGAAACGUAGGUUGCCUUGAAGGUGUUUGAUAAUUUGUGUCAAUGAAUGAAACCUUCAAUAG